This is a messenger RNA of Benincasa hispida (wax gourd), 989 nucleotides long. Its product is annotated as DNA-directed RNA polymerases II and V subunit 8A-like. Gene Ontology annotation, biological process: DNA-templated transcription. Gene Ontology annotation, cellular component: RNA polymerase II, core complex; RNA polymerase I complex; RNA polymerase III complex. The record is from RefSeq and is a predicted model, not a curated record. NCBI's taxonomy places the organism in Eukaryota, Viridiplantae, Streptophyta, Magnoliopsida, Cucurbitales, Cucurbitaceae.
UGAUCAUUCAUGAAUUUGAUUAGUAUAAAGUAAUCUUCAUACAUACAUACAUACAUAUAUAUAUGAGAGCAAAUCCUAAAAGGUAGCUAAAUGCGCGUCCCUCCCUCCCCUUCCCCUUAUCAGUUUGCGUGCGCCUCCCUUUAUCUCCCUAUCGAUUUUUCAUCUCUGAUUCUCUGAAUCUCUAUCGAUUCACCGCCACCACCAGCCCCAUUGCCAUUGUCGAUUUCAGAUUUCAGCUGACGUCUCCCACCCACAUACUCACUUUUGAUUUUAGCUUCAGCUUCAGCCCAACUCUCUUCUCUUUGUUUGCAUUAACUUUUGCCUGAUAGUUGUUGCAAGGAUGGUUGAGCUUCUCUUUGAUGAUAUUUUUAAGAUUGAGCGUUUGAACCCAGAUGGUAAAAAGUUUGAUAAAGUUACUCGAAUAGAGGCAAAGAGCGAGAAGUUUGACAUGUUCAUGCAUCUAGAUAUAAAUUCAGAAAUAUACAACUUGAAAGAAGGUGAGAAGUUCUCGAUGGCACUAGCUCCAACUCUGAAUCUUGAUGGAACCCCUGACACAGGCUAUUUUCUUCAGGGCAAUCGGAAGUCGCUUGCAGACAGAUAUGAAUAUGUCAUGCAAGGGAAGCUAUUCAGGAUAUCGGAAAGUUCUGGUCAUGGCGGUAAAGCUGAAAUAGAUGCGUCUUUUGGUGGGCUUCUGAUGAUGCUGAAGGGAGAUCCCUCACAUUGCAGCAAGUUUGAACUUGACCAGAGGCUGUUUCUUCUCAUCAGGAAGGUGUGAAGUGCUUUCAUUUGAUUUGAACUCUAAUGACUUGCUAGAAAAGCUCGGACAUCACUCAUCGCUAUUAGAACUGUGAACAUUUAGGAAUCUGUGUAUUGUUGAGCUCAAAUUGAAAUCUGUAUUUGAUAAAAUAUUGGACAGUGACCCUAUCUUGUGAAGAAAUUCAUAUCUUGCCGAUGAUGUUAUGAAUCAUGAUCACAAUAUCUUACUGUCA